AUGCCAGACAGUCGGGUGCCUCUAUGCGAUCAGGGGGAAGGAGUAGAGAGGGCGACCUCUUACGACAGAGAUGAACAGAAGCCGGAGCGGCAGUUCUCGUUCCGUCCUGUUGAAGAGUCCAUGACGGCUCUGGGACAGACAGUCAGACACGGAGAGACUCAGGCAGACACAGACAGAGCGAUGUCAUUCACCAGAAGGAGCCGGGUGGUGGCAUGGUGUCCCGCUCAACUGGAUCAAUACGCGGGCACACCGCUCGCUGCUGAAGCGCCACUGCCCCGGUUCUAG
Messenger RNA from Nezara viridula (southern green stink bug), 285 nucleotides. The record is from the annotation of a GenBank genome assembly. NCBI's taxonomy places the organism in Eukaryota, Metazoa, Arthropoda, Insecta, Hemiptera, Pentatomidae.